GGAGCGCGCGUCAGUUCCGCGCCGGGCUGUCGGAGCGCCAUGGCUGCUCCCAGAGAAAAUGUCAGUUUACUAUUCAAGUUAUACUGCUUGACAGUGAUGACCUUGGUGGCUGCAGCUUAUACUAUAGCUUUAAGAUACACGAGGACAACAGAAAAAGAACUCUACUUUUCAACCACAGCUGUGUGUAUUACAGAAGUUAUAAAGUUAUUGCUAAGUGUGGGACUUCUAGCUAAAGAAACUGGUAGUCUGGGUAGAUUCAAGACAUCUUUAAGUGAAAACGUCUUGGGGAGCCCCAAGGAGCUGAUGAAGUUAAGUGUGCCAUCGUUAGUGUAUGCCGUUCAGAACAACAUGGCUUUCCUAGCUCUUAGCAAUCUGGAUGCAGCAGUAUACCAGGUCACCUACCAAUUGAAGAUUCCCUGCACUGCUUUAUGUACUGUUUUAAUGUUAAACCGGACACUCAGCAAAUUACAAUGGAUUUCAGUUUUUAUGCUGUGUGGCGGAGUCACGCUUGUACAGUGGAAACCAGCUCAAGCUACAAAAGUGGUGGUGGAACAGAAUCCAUUAUUAGGGUUUGGUGCUAUAGCAAUUGCUGUAUUGUGCUCAGGGUUUGCAGGAGUGUAUUUUGAAAAAGUCUUAAAGAGUUCCGACACUUCCCUUUGGGUGAGAAACAUUCAAAUGUAUCUGUCAGGAAUUGUUGUGACAUUAGUUGGCGCCUACUUGUCAGAUGGAGCUGAAAUUAAAGAAAAAGGAUUUUUCUAUGGUUACACAUAUUAUGUCUGGUUUGUUAUCUUUCUUGCAAGUGUUGGAGGCCUCUAUACUUCUGUUGUGGUCAAGUACACAGACAACAUUAUGAAAGGCUUUUCUGCAGCAGCAGCCAUUGUCCUUUCUACCAUUGCUUCAGUGAUGCUGUUUGGAUUACAGAUAACACUUACCUUUGCUCUAGGUACUCUUCUUGUAUGUGUUUCCAUAUAUCUCUAUGGAUUACCUAGACAAGACACUACAUCCAUCCAACAAGGUGAAACAGCUUCAAAAGAGAGAAUCAUUGGAGUGUGAUUUGAGCCUCAGGAGAGAUUUCUACUAUCACUAAACCAUUUGCAUUAAACUAGAGCCUUAAGUCAAUCUUGGAAGGUAGAUUAAACUGAGAACCAAUUAACGAUAUGACAUAAGAAUCAAGAAGAAAGCUAUAUGAAUGAACUGUUAAUACAGAGAUUUAACGUGAGCCUGUUUGGGUUCAAGCUGUACUGUUUAGAAUGAAGGAAUUUUAUUACUGUAUAUAUAAAUAUGUAUAUAAAAAGUAUGGAGAUGAUAUGGUAUUAAAAUCAUGUGAAGCUACAAUGUUCAAGUAACAAGGUGUGGGACAAAUGUUCAAGGGUUAAAGUGCCAAAGCCAUUUCUGUACUAACUGUUCUCUUGUUCAGGUACCAGGGGAGAAGGAUGGCCCUUCCUUGUUCUCCAAUUCACAUACAAUAUUGUGUCCCAGCAGCAGUAAAGACCUAGCUCUUUAAAGAGUCAGAAACGAGACAAGCUAGUUCAGAAACAAACUUGAAUGUGUAAUGGAAUCUAUUUCAUAACUCAGACGAUGAUUCUGGGUGGUGACUGAGUACUUAGUGCUGUAUUUGUGCCAUUCAUUGUCUGGUUCAUAUUUCUUUCCUCUUAGAAGGUAUACUUUUUUUCAAAAACAUUUCUAAUGUCACUUUUAUACUUUUUUUAAUAAAGUAUGGUUAAAUGUUGGGCGCUCAAUAAUUUGUUAAAUUUCAGUGUUUUUAAAAAAAUUUCUAUAAUGUUAAUUGGGAAAUUCAGCAAUAAACUUAUUUAUAUGAA
Messenger RNA from Marmota flaviventris (yellow-bellied marmot), 1820 nucleotides. RefSeq names its product solute carrier family 35 member A1 (gene Slc35a1). The record is from RefSeq and is a predicted model, not a curated record. Gene Ontology annotation, cellular component: Golgi membrane. Lineage: Eukaryota; Metazoa; Chordata; Mammalia; Rodentia; Sciuridae. Gene Ontology annotation, molecular function: pyrimidine nucleotide-sugar transmembrane transporter activity. Gene Ontology annotation, biological process: pyrimidine nucleotide-sugar transmembrane transport.